AUCGACUGAUACGUAAUCUAUACCUCAAGUGUUUGCGUAUCUCCACAGUUUGAAGAUGUGUCUCAAGAGCUGGAUAUACGUAUUUCUGUUUUCGUCGUUCUGUGUCAUCUCAGAGGGAAAGCAGGACUUUGCUGUGAACGUCAACAGUGACGGCACAUACAACGUCGUUGUCCAGGGAGAUGCGUGGCUGAAGAGCGCCCCCACCUUCUUCAGAGCUGAUGGCCAAGUGUUCUCAUCUGCCGAUGGAUCUCUGAAGCUGGUCAAGAACACUCAGUCCAGUGGUGUGGACGUCGUAGGGCAGUGGGAGGCCAACAGCUUCCUGUACCAGGCAGGGUCCAGUCAGAUCGAGGCCAGCUUUGUACAGUACACACCAGAUCCAAGCAUAUUCACCUACAACAAUCCGGCCAUACCGUUCAUGCUGUUCAAACAGCGUUACAUCAAUGAAGCCAACAACACCGCCUCCAACAGCAGCGACUUCACCAUUUCUGGCUUUCCUGGAUUUCUGAUUCAAGAGUCAACCCUUCCGUUGGGCUACGUUGGUUAUGGGGGACUGAUGUUUGGUAGCGUGGGUCUAAUGGCAGGACAAUGGGGACCAUCAUCAUUUAAAAUCGACGACGGAAUCGAAGGCGGACCCCUGGCGUUAUUUGAUCAAGCGAAGACAGCAAAUACAUUGAUUAUCUCCCCUGCCAGUCGAUUUAUGUCGUCAUCAAUAUGGCGUCAGAACGCCAGCACCGGCGGGGACAAUCUCUACUGGGGGACGAUGGGAGGAGUUGAAAACGUCCCUCUUGGUGUUGAAACCAGUUUUAUUCUGUUCUGUGGUAACCAAGGCAUUAAUAAGGCCUUCGUAAGCUGGGGACAAAUCUUGAAACAAUGGCACGGGCGUACAGAUCAAUUUGUCAAGUCCGACUUUACGAUCAACUACUUGGGGUACUGGAUGGACAAUGGGGCAUAUUACUAUUACCGGACGGAGAAAGGAAAAAACGACCAGGACACAGUGUUGGAUCUCCAGACCUAUAUGGGACAGAUUGGUGUACCAGCCAGGUAUAUGCAGUACGACGAGUGGUGGUAUUAUUGGGACAACGACCAUGGUGUUGUGACGUGGUCAGCUCAGCCAAAGGUCUUCCCUAAAGGAAUGCAGUGGCUUUACAACAAGACAGGGUACCCCGUCGUGGCCCACAGCAUGUACUGGUCAAGCAACACAACCUACGCAACUGCUAAUGGAGGAAAGUAUGAAUUCCUGAUCGAUGGUCAUAAGUCAUUACCAUUGGAAGAGAGAUUUUGGACGGAUUUGCUCGCUGAGUCCAGGAAAUGGGGUCUGUUUGUCUACGAACAGGAUUACCUCAAUGUUGAAUUUCAACAAAUCAAAAAACUUCUGAGUGACAUUGACUUAGGCAGCCAAUGGCUGACUCAGAUGGGGAAUGGAGCUGCCAAGAACGGAUUGACCAUCCAGUACUGCAUGUCCUUGCCGCGACAUAUGCUGCAGUCUCUGGAAAUACCUGUCGUCACACAGGCUCGUGUAAGCCACGAUAACCGACCAAACACUGACAACUGGAAGAUAGGUGUGACGUCACUAUUUGCUUGGGCUAUUGGCAUUUCGCCCUUCAAGGAUAACUUUUGGACCACCAAGGUUGAACCCGGAAAUGGUUACAAUAAUACGGAACCGCACACGUCCCUGCACGCCGUGGUUGCAACUUUGAGUACAGGCCCAGUAGGAAUUAGCGACAUGGUCGGGGGCAUGAACAGGACACUCAUCAUGAAAUCUGUGAAUACUGACGGCCUGAUCUUGAAACCAUCGCGACCAGCGACUGCAAUUGACAACAGGUUACGGAAGAUGGCUUGGGCAGACUUUGAGGGUCCUGAUGGGGAGGUGUGGUCCACGUAUUCAGAUUUUGGCGGAAAGAACAAGUAUGGUAUCGUCCUCGCUGCCGAUCUGCAGGGGAGCUACACCAUGACGCCAUGCAUGGCUGGAUAUCAAGGGUUUCCCAGCUCGAUGGUAUUUCCAGCAAAUGAUCCAAACAAGAUCCAGCCUCUGACAGAUCCCCAACCUUUGACAAUGAGUGGUUGCACCACUACUGACUUCUGUCUCUUCUAUGUAUCGCCUGUACUGACGUUCAACGGCAAACAAGUUCUCAUCCAGGGUGAGUUGGACAAGUGGGUGCCCAUGUCACCCCAGAGAGUGACGGGCAUCAACAUUGCCGAUGACAUCACCAUCAGCCUCACUGGAGCUGCCAACGAAAAUGUCUCCUUCUGGUUCAACGUGGAUGGUAAAUCUUCACCUGUGACCUGUACUCUCGGAGCAGGAGGUCUAGCCACCCUCAGUUUCACAGCAGGUGCAUGUCGUGGAGAAUAGUGAACAUUAUAUAUGUGGCUGCAUAUCUGUAGAUGCAUCUAUUAUUUAGUUUCCGUUUGUGGUAUUUUGCAUUAAUAGCAUUUAUGUUGUGAAUAAAAGUGAAUAAAUGUUAUAUGAACUCUAUCUUUAUUUUCGUGCGUCGUAUCUCUGUAAACGUGUACGUGAGUGUGUGUGUUUCUGCAUUCAAUCCUGGGCACAGAACACAAAUUUGGUGUACCUGCAUAUCUGUACAUACAUAUGUUAUCAAGAUUCUGUGUGUGGUAUUUUGCAUUUAUAACAUUUAUGAUGUUGCUGCACCCUUGAAAGUGAAAGUGAUAAAAUGUUAGAUGAACUGUA
Haliotis rufescens (red abalone) is the source of this 2686-nucleotide messenger RNA. RefSeq lists its product as uncharacterized. Lineage: Eukaryota; Metazoa; Mollusca; Gastropoda; Lepetellida; Haliotidae. Bases 56 to 2350 code for a protein of 764 amino acids. The record is from RefSeq and is a predicted model, not a curated record. The transcript has 17 exons.